UUUCAGUAACCAGUUCGUAGUUCGUACAUUCUCUGCACUCGUGCGCACCAUUACAUAUGCUAUUAAAAAUUAACACUCAAAUGUUAUUCUUAGAAAUGUUGUGAGUUUAAGUGCACUAUUGGAUUGCAGUGAUUUUUAUUCAAGAGGAACACUUCUUACAUUCUAUGCUAAAUCCGUAUAAUCAACUGUUGAUGAGAUGCGAAAGUUAUAACCAUCAGUGAUGGGCACCUCCAAAGUGGCCGUGGUUACCAAGACAAUGGAAGAAAAGAAGAGCAUCAAGAAUAUACUGAAAAAACCGUUCCAAGCACUCUUCCAGAAGGACAAACGGAAGAAAGACAAAGUCAAAGAAAACAGAGAUAGUGAAAAAACAGAAAUAGUACGCAGUGAAGUCAAGGUGACGCCGGUUUCGGUGCUUCUGGAAAAUCUGGAAAAGCUUGAAUUAAGAAGACAAGCGAAGCUGGAGGAAGAAGACAAUGAGCUUAAUAAUUUCUCUUACCACGUCAUCAAAGACGAUAAGGCGACGGCGAUAGGUUCACAGCUGUCCAGAGAGAGCGGCUUUGACGAGACCUUCACGAACAGUGACGAUGAAGAGGACGGUCACAAGACCGAAACUAGGGGAGACGAUCUGGCGGAGUCAUUACAGAAUCUGAAAAUAGGUGACAAUGAAGCUGUCGGAGAGAGCAUUAAGAAUGACCAAAAAGAAGACAGUUUAAUAGAAUCGCUAAAGAAUUUGAAGGUAGACGACAAAGAAGUAAAGACGGAUGAUAAAAAGAAGAAACAAGUGACAACAGUCCGCAUUGACAGAGGGCCGAAGAAGAAGAAAGUGUCGGACUAUAUACCGUCCGUACAUCCGUACAUAGAAGCUAGCAAUUCAUAUAGACAUAUCAGUCAAGUGAACCCUCAAACUUUAUCAGGCGGUAAUCUGAUAGUUAAUGAGACGAACACACUUGAAACGUGUCCAGAACUGUCUGUAGCCCUCACCCAGCUCGACAGGAGCGUGAAUGACUUCAAGCAAUACUCGAAACAGGAACAGGCGGCUGACUUCGAAACAGCCUUAGACUUUGUCCAAGAAAAAUCAGCCCCAACACAGUCUUCCACCGACAUAUUGCAACAUUUCGAUGACACAAUGAACAAUCUAUGCAUCUACCCGACCCCACCGAGAUCAGAAAAUCUACCAAGUCCCAUGUCCGACUCCCAAAUAUAUAGCUUCCCGCCAGAAUGCUAUCUAUCCCCAGCGACCUCGUCGCCGAUUUAUAAUAGCGAUAAUGAAAAAUAUCAAGAAAUAAACAACGAAUCGCCGACAAAGUUCAGUUACGAGAAACAGAAAUCGUACGGGACAGCAUCUGACGUGUCAACCAUUCUGUCGCCAGCGACCUCCUCAUCAAUAUAUAACAGUGAUAACGAAGGAUGUUCAGCAUCAGCGGACUAUCCCGCUUCAGUCAGCGAGCAGUCCAUGAACGUAUCGAAUCUAUCACCAAUGUGUAACAUUGAUCAUGAGAAAUAUCAGGACAUAUCCUGUGAGUAUAUCCCAAUACCAGCGGAGAAGAAGGAGGGAAGUCUCAGGAGGAAUUCGACUUCCAUGACCAUGAAGCAGUAUAGGGACAUGCAGAAAGAAAUAGCACACGAGUUCUCCAAGAAGCUAUGCUGUCAGGUCAAUAGGAAAUCCUGCAAGGACAUCUUCCAAGGAUACAUGGAGAAGCUAUCUAUGAAGGACAGGAAGUACCUCUGCUAUCAAGUCGCCAACCUAAAGUUGGAGCAAGCCUAUGGUAUACUCCACCAUGUACUGGCUAGUCUCUCCACCAAAGAGGACCCUUUCCAAAUGGCUCUUUUCAGUCUCAUCUGUCAGAAGGUGCUCGCUCUGAAACCGGGGCUGUUUGUGGAUGAAUUCGGACACAACCUCCUAGCGUCAGCUGUCCUCAGAUGUCGUAAGAUACCACUCCUGACGCGGUAUCUGGUCCAGUGUGUGAGGACGGUCACGCGUAGCGAGACAUACAGACCCGCUAACGAAUAUGUGUUCACUGAGGUCAACGACCUCGGUGACAACCUUUUCAUAGCCUGCGCCAGAGCUGGCGACGAAUGUGGUGAUACCCUCAGUGAGCUCGUGAGGAAGGAGGAGAAUGACCCGCCGCUGUUCAACAUACAUCACACCAACACUAACGGUUACACGGCGCUGCACGCGUGUUGCACGCGGCCGUCGGGCGGCGCGGGCGCGGCACACGUGAUGCACGUGCUCCUGAGACACGCCGGGGCCGAUCUCUGGAGGGGGGAUGUCAAAGGCGGUGACACUCCGCUACAUUUGGCUGUGAACUCCGCGACCUGUGACCUCAAGGUGGUCAUGAUACUGUUCCAUCACAUCAGCAUCAAGGACAGGAAGAGCCUGGCGCACGUUCAGAACAGGAGCUUCGACACCCCGCUGGACUACGCGCGCUCGGCGACCAAAUCGCGCCCCAACUACCCGAGCGAGGUGCUCGAGUUCCUGAAGAAGUGUCGCUAAUAAACGUUAUACACUACACGGCUCUUUUAAUAGUGAAAGACAAAACAACCUCUUUGUUGCGGCACUCGUGUGGCUGCGAGCGGGACGGGUGUAAUGCUAUCUCUCUCAGAUCUCUGUAUAACAUUUGUAUAAAAGAGCGAGACAGGUGUAUUGCUAUCUCACUCGGUUCUUUGAUAUGAUAUUUGUAUGCGAGAGCGAGACAGAUGUAUUGCUAUCUCACUCGGUUCUUUGAUAUGAUAUUCGUAUGCGAGAGCGAGACAGAUGUAUUGCUAUCUCACUCGGUUCUUUGAUAUGAUAUUCGUAUGCGAGAGCGAGACAGAUGUAUUGCUAUCUCACUCGGUUCUUUGAUAUGAUAUUCGUAUGCGAGAGCGAGACAGAUGUAUUGCUAUCUCACUCGGUUCUUUGAUAUGAUAUUCGUAUGCGAGAGCGAGACAGGUGUAUUGCUAUCUCACUCGGUUCUUUGAUAUGAUAUUUGUAUGCGAGAGCGAGACAGAUGUAUUGCUAUCUCACUCGGUUCUUUGAUAUGAUAUUCGUAUGCGAGAGCGAGACAGAUGUAUUGCUAUCUCACUCGGUUCUUUGAUAUGAUAUUCGUAUGCGAGAGCGAGACAGAUGUAUUGCUAUCUCACUCGGUUCUUUGAUAUGAUAUUCGUAUGCGAGAGCGAGACAGAUGUAUUGCUAUCUCACUCGGUUCUUUGAUAUGAUAUUCGUAUGCGAGAGCGAGACAGAUGUAUUGCUAUCUCGCUAGGUUCUAAAUCGUUGGUUUAUUUUCUUACAUUAAAUUAGUAUAGAGCUUUAGUUACAUGUUAAGGUUACAAUAAAAACAAAGAUGGCGCUUGACGUAUGUCAAAAUUGCCGCCAAUAUUUUUUUUUCUGGCGAUUGUCGCGCCUUUGAUAUAAAUGGAAUAUAAUAUUUUCGUAUGUCGAUAAGGAUUUUUUUAUUAAAUAUAUUUUUCUACGGACAUUUCGUAACUCGAAAGAUGAGUUUUUUGAUUAUUUGCUAGUAAUUGUAUUAUAUAUAUGUAUAUGUACAAGUUAUAUGUAUAUAUUGAUUUACGACAAACAAUUUCCCGUUUAAUAUUUUUUUAUCUUCUAGUCACUUAAACGUAUAAAUCUCAUAAAUAAUAUUGAAUUUUUAAGCAAGAAAACGGAUAAAAUUAAUGAUUUCGUAUCAUAAGCAUCGUAACUUUAUAAUAGGUCGGCCAUUUUGAUAUGGACUCGGACUCAUUAAACAUGGCGGUCACUGAGCGAGUAUUUUGUUGUAAUAAUAAAUAUAUUGAUUUGUUUAA
Danaus plexippus (monarch butterfly) is the source of this 3780-nucleotide messenger RNA. RefSeq lists its product as uncharacterized. The transcript is spliced from 9 exons. Gene Ontology annotation, molecular function: protein binding. NCBI's taxonomy places the organism in Eukaryota, Metazoa, Arthropoda, Insecta, Lepidoptera, Nymphalidae. Bases 221 to 2494 code for a protein of 757 amino acids. The record is from RefSeq and is a predicted model, not a curated record.